Messenger RNA from Trypanosoma cruzi, 453 nucleotides. RefSeq lists its product as uncharacterized. The annotation marks the transcript as partial. The record is from RefSeq and is a predicted model, not a curated record. The transcript has a single exon. Lineage: Eukaryota; Euglenozoa; Kinetoplastea; Trypanosomatida; Trypanosomatidae.
UUCAACCACCCAGACGCCACGCAGGCGCCGUUAGCAACGGUGGAGAUACCAGCGUUCUUUAACGAACGUCCUGCAUGGAAGCAGCCACCGUUAGAGGAGACGUUAUACGUCACGGAAUCAAAGGAGCGGUAUGAUGAUGUGCGCUCAGGUGACAUUUACGAGGAUCGCACUCGUAGUCUGCACGACCGCUCCCCUACGUGGAUGAACGAGGUGCCUGAGACGCGUUACGACCACCUGUACGGCGUGAACCACCCGGACAUAGCAAAGAUUGGCAUCCGACGACACCUUAACGCAGAGUAUGUGAACCGCAAGGAGGUUGUGGAGCGCGACGCGGCUCUCAUGAAGAAGAACUUGAGCACUGGUCGGCGUCUGCGCCGCAAGGUGGAGUCCUCUCGUACCCACCGCAACGCUGGGUCAAUGAGUGGUGCCGCGUCUGCAUCGGCUUCACGGUAG